CAUCCCAGCGUGCAGCGCGCAGUGUGGAAGUGGCCAUCUUAGGAUAACAACUGGUAGACAAAGCUGCGAAGUCCUGCGACCGAGGACUGGUACCCACCAACAUCUAGGACCAUGUCCGACUCGGAGAAACAACCCGAGGAAACUAACAUCGAAGCCACAACUGAACCCGAGAUAGAGAAGAAAGUUAUUGCAACUAAGGUCUUGGGAACAGUGAAGUGGUUCAACGUCAAAAGUGGCUAUGGAUUCAUCAAUAGAAAUGACACCAAAGAAGAUGUCUUUGUGCAUCAGACUGCCAUCGUUAAGAACAACCCACGCAAGUACCUGAGGAGUGUUGGGGAUGGAGAGGUUGUUGAAUUUGACGUUGUUGAGGGAGACAAGGGUAACGAAGCGGCGAACGUGACUGGCCCAGAGGGCGCUCCUGUCAAGGGCAGCAAGUUUGCCGCGGAUCGCCGGCGGUUCAGGCGCCGCUACUACAGCGGCGGAUCCCGGCGUCGAAGAGGCACUGGCAGCCAGAACGGCGAUGAGGAGUCGGAGGAGCAGAGCGGAGAGCCGAUGUCGGACAGCGAGGGAAAGCCGAGGCGGCCCGCGCCCGCUCAACGACGCACCUACAACAUGCGCCGCGGAAUGGCCCGCAGACCACGUGGACCACCAAGGGAUGGAAACACCAGUGGGGAGGGAGAGGAGAGGAAGGAGGGAGAGGAUGGGGACGGUCAGGAGCGCCGCCGCCCACCCCGCAGAUUCAACGGCGGCCGCUACCGCAGGGGUGGCGGCCGUGGCCGUGGUACCCGCCCAGACGGAGGCAGGGACAGUGGAGGAGAGGGAGAAGGGGACAACAAGGAAAAUCAGUCGGACAACCCUGAUGGCCCCAGGAGGCGCCGCCGUCGCCCCCAGCGUCGGCCGCGGGGACCGAAGCUCGAGGGAGGGGAGAACAAGGAGAACAGCGAGCCAAAGGAGGAUGGCGAUGUAGCACCGGAUGGUGAAGACGGUGGGGUUCUACAGUCGAUCGAUCACGACUCGCAGGGUCCUGCGCAUGAUAACGACACCAACAAGGAGGACAAGGAGGACAAGGAGGACAUGGCAGAGUGGCAGGCCGCUGAGGCGUCGCCGUCGCCGCCGCCGCAGCCACCGCAGCCACAGCAGCCACAGGAAGAGGAGACCGCCGCCUAGACUUUCCCCCCCGCCGCCGCGCCCAGCGCCGCAUGCAGACCACCGAGACGUGACGUUGGUGUGGUUCGAGGCGUGACCGCCGAUUGCUGCUCGAUGAAAGGUCAUCGUCGCCAUCAUGAUGCCUUCAACUCUCGCCGUUACAGUGCGAACGCUCACAGGCCCGCGCCGUGAGCCGCAGCUGCUGCGCCGCGUGGUGUGCACGUGCGGGAUAUCACCGAGUCAAUCGCGCAAGAGUGUGAAAGCAGAAGAGGACUUUCCUGUUCCAGCCUUUUGACAUUUUGAGCUCAAAAUCGAUACAACUCAUGUUUGCUGAGCUGGUGAGGUCUCUUCGGCUUUCCGAGGGCCAUGUCUCGAACCUAUCAGAAUCUGUAAAUAGCUUUGGAGUUUGAAUCGUGGAGACCCUGCAUCUAGUAUUCGUGAUGUUACAAUCGUUAUCAAUGAAAUUAACUCGUUUGAUUAAGUAAGUUGCACCUCGCCCGAAAAUCUGCACGAUUUGCCUGAAGCACGAUCUUUAGUUGACAAGUACGAUGUUUCGAGUAUCAUUUGUAUGAUUUAUACAUGGUUUUAUUACGUAGUCUUCCGGAUAAAUGCGGCGUGAUAUGCAAAGCUUUCUGCAGCAGCCGAAGCAAUACGCAGUGAGGGUGUAGUUUUUUGCACUUACCAUAUAGGUUUUUGUGAUUGUAAUCAUGCAGUGGUUCUCCAUGGUCCGAUGCCAUUCUUCGGUGGUCUGGCAGCAGUUUAUUAACAUCUUUAGUCGAGAGCUUGUUUGUGAAAUGGCCGAUAAGGAGCCAGUUACCAUCAAUAGCACGAGAACACCUGUUAACAUUCUUGUCUGAUUUGUCGAGUGUUUGAAAAGCCGCCAAGUCCAAAUGAGAAUCUUUGAGCCUGAACGUGAGACAGUUGCGUGUAAUUACAGUGCUGCAAUUGGUAUUCAAGUCUUUCCCACAAAAGCCAUCUACAUUCAAUGGCAUCGUUUCCUCAUUUCACCACUUGGUGCGCUGCAAUCAGUAAGCAGCUGCAGCCAUAGGUCGGUCGAACGCAAACUGUUGUGCAUUUUUCGAUUUAUCCACACACUGUUUAUAUGCAAUACGUUCGUUAUUCCCAUGUAUUGAGAAACGAGGUGAAAGAAUCGUGGAACAUCACUGGCUCAAAGAAUCAGUUUGGGUGGUUAAAUGCAGCGGCGACUUUGAUCUAAAGAAAGGCGAAGAAUACCAAAUACUACCACCCAGAGAGAUAACACCGUAACAUCAUUUGUAGAGACCCGCGCCAGCCUGGUUGUGAAAGAUGCCGAGGGCUUCCAGUGGGGGCACUUAGGCCGUCUGGCGAUCACGGCAAGCAGCAGUCUAUAAACAUGCAACAUCACCAUUGUUCUGUUUAAUCGGAUGAAAGAAGAAAAAAACUUUUGUAAGAGGACCUUUUUGUGUCAACGGUUUACACCAUUUUUGUAGACUUGUCAAGUUUUUAGUGUGUGUGAGUGUGCGUCUAUUAGCUAUGAUCUGGAAACUGACGGUUCAUGUAGCAAAGCUGCAUAGCCGCUGGUCUCCAUGUUCAAGGCUACUGUGGUACCGAGUUCUUUUCAGAGGAAAACUUUAAUUUCAUACUGAUUAAUAUUAGCCUUAUAUUCUGAACCUAACUGUUAACUAACCGGCAAACUAAACUUGACAAGUUUGCUGUUUAAUACUACCAGCCAAGGUCUUUUAUAACAACACCGCACACCUGACGGACUUGAUCAAUGCAUUUCCAUCAAACAAACCAAAAAUUUGGGUCAAUAAAAGUCGUCUUGUAUAAAAUCCAAA
Priapulus caudatus is the source of this 2963-nucleotide messenger RNA. Its product is annotated as nuclease-sensitive element-binding protein 1-like. The coding region runs from base 112 to 1167 and encodes 351 amino acids. Gene Ontology annotation, cellular component: nucleus. Lineage: Eukaryota; Metazoa; Priapulida; Priapulimorpha; Priapulimorphida; Priapulidae. Gene Ontology annotation, biological process: regulation of gene expression. Gene Ontology annotation, molecular function: nucleic acid binding. The transcript is spliced from 9 exons. The record is from RefSeq and is a predicted model, not a curated record.